This is a messenger RNA of Odocoileus virginianus texanus, 6045 nucleotides long. RefSeq names its product insulin like growth factor binding protein 5 (gene IGFBP5). Gene Ontology annotation, molecular function: fibronectin binding; insulin-like growth factor I binding; insulin-like growth factor II binding. The record is from RefSeq and is a predicted model, not a curated record. Gene Ontology annotation, cellular component: extracellular region. Gene Ontology annotation, biological process: regulation of insulin-like growth factor receptor signaling pathway. NCBI's taxonomy places the organism in Eukaryota, Metazoa, Chordata, Mammalia, Artiodactyla, Cervidae.
GCCCCCGUGUGUCUAGAAGGCCUCUCCCCACCCCCACCCCGUGUGAGUGUACUCCUUGGCAUCCUUGCCUGGGUUGGGUGUUGGGGAGCUCAAAUUGCAGCUACAAACUGGCUGGCAGCCAGGGGCCGUCUAUUUAAAAGCGCCGGCUCAACCGGAGCCCGUAGUCUCUUUGGAAACUUCUGCCGGGGGAAAAAGAGCUAGGAAAAAGCUGCAAAGCGGUGUGGGUUUUUUCCUUUUUUUUUUCCCUCCUCUUUACUACCCUCUCCUCUGUUUGCACCUUCCUUCGGGCUUCACGCAGAACCUGCGAAUUUCGAAAAGGUGCUAGCAGGUUGGGAGAAAAGAGGUGUUAGGAGAUUUGGUGUGUUUUCUUUCCUUUUUUUUUUUUUUAAAUUUCUUGAUUUCCACAUUUUUCCCCCACCUUCGCGGCUGCAGCCGCCGCCUCUUACCUGUUCCGCAGCAGCCGCGCGCCGCUGGCAGCUGAGGGUUAGAAAGGAGCAGGGUGUACUUUGAGAUUUUAAACAAAAAUUUUGAAGACUAAAUCUAUUUUUCUCCCCCCGCCCCCCCCAACCGCCUCUCCUCCACAACCUCCGAGCUCUUUUUUUCGGUGGUUGUUUGGAGGUGAACCAUUUUUGGCUCCCCCGCCCCAAUUCUGACCAGGUCAGACUCCUGGGGAGGAGGGUUUGUUUCUCCAACCUCCGAUUCUUCUGCGUGCACCUGGCGCAGAUCCCUUUCCCCCUACCUGUUGCAAGUCUGUAAUCUUUGCAAUUGAGACUUGCUUGCAGGCACUCCAGCCCUCCAUCGCUCCCUACAUUUUGCAAUUGUCCGGGGGAGGGCACCUGCUCUACCUGCCAGAAAUUUUUUUCCAAAAAGAACAACAUUGCUCCGCGCACCCUCCUGGCCCCUUUCUCCCGGCACUCUAACGCUCCUGCCCCGCCCCAGGUAAAGGGGGAGACUCGGAGAAGAUGGUGCUCACCGCGCUCCUCCUGCUUCUGGCCGCCUGUGCGGGACCGGCCCAGGGUCUGGGCUCCUUCGUGCACUGCGAGCCCUGCGACGAGAAAGCCCUCUCCAUGUGCCCCCCCAGCCCCCUGGGCUGCGAGCUGGUCAAGGAGCCGGGCUGCGGCUGCUGCAUGACCUGCGCCCUGGCCGAGGGGCAGUCGUGCGGCGUCUACACUGAGCGCUGCGCCCAGGGGCUGCGCUGCCUUCCCCGGCAGGACGAGGAGAAGCCGUUGCACGCCCUGCUGCACGGGCGCGGGGUGUGCCUGAACGAAAAGAGCUACCGCGAGCAAGCCAAGAUCGAGAGAGACUCCCGUGAACACGAGGAGCCCACCACCUCCGAGAUGGCGGAGGAGACCUACUCGCCCAAGAUCUUCCGGCCCAAGCACACCCGCAUCUCCGAGCUGAAGGCCGAGGCUGUGAAGAAGGACCGCAGAAAGAAGCUGACGCAGUCCAAGUUCGUGGGGGGAGCUGAGAACACCGCCCAUCCCCGGGUCAUCUCGGCGCCCGAGAUGAGACAGGAAUCUGAGCAGGGUCCCUGCCGAAGGCACAUGGAGGCGUCCCUGCAGGAGCUCAAGGCCAGCCCACGGAUGGUGCCCCGCGCCGUGUACCUGCCCAACUGUGACCGCAAAGGGUUCUACAAGAGAAAGCAGUGCAAACCUUCCCGUGGCCGCAAGCGUGGCAUCUGCUGGUGCGUGGACAAGUACGGGAUGAAGCUGCCAGGCAUGGAGUACGUGGACGGGGACUUUCAGUGCCACACUUUCGACAGCAGCAAUGUUGAGUGAUGCGUCCCCUCCCCGUCUUUCCCUCACCCCAUCCCACCCCCAGCCCCGACUCCAGCCAGCGCCUCCCUCCACCCCAGGACGCCACUCAUUUCAUCUCAUGUAAGGGAAAAAAAAAAUACAUAUAUCUAUCUAUUUGAGGAAACUGAGGACCUCGGAAUCUCUGGCAAGGUCGCAACUUUGAAAACGGCAACAACAGAGAUGUGAAAAGCUAAGGAGACCACCCCCCUCUUUUAAAAAAAGGUUUUCUUUUUGAGGCAAGUUGAAUGAACAAGGAGGGCAAGAGAGGAAGAACAAGAGAAAGAGAAGGGAGGAAAGCAGACGUGGGUAAGAGAGAGGAGGAUGCGUAGUCACGAGGAGAAGCAGAGCAUGGGCCAGAAGCAUCCAGCUUUACGUCCAGCCCUGGCCCGAGCUGGGCAGCCAUCAGGGCCGGAGCAGCGGCCGCCCUCAGUGUGGCCUUUGAUGCCACACCUGGAAUUUGCCCAGUUUGGAUGGGUCGCGGGGGGAGAAAGAAAAAGACAACAGGGGUCAGUGCCUCUCCUGGAUCAAUCUCCUCCUGCAGCCAGCAGCUCGCACAGCUCAAACCCUGUCCUUCCUCUCCUCCCACCCCGGCACUGUGUUCUCUCUCCCUCCAAUUUACAAAGAUGAAAAUGCAUUCCAUCCUUCUCAACACAAGGCAGAUUCAUAACUGAGUGAUACUCGAUGGUAGGUGUUCCUAAAGCAGAUCCAUGAAUAUGAAGUGUGUGUGCAUAUUUCACUCCCCAUGCAGACUCUGAGAAAUCAAUCCACACCCCGAUAGUGGGAAGACAUGUGCUUCCAGGGUGGCUAAAACUCAGCACCAAGUGAAGCCUGUGGUUUCAGUCCUUCAUUGCAUCCAAUUCACAGCUAACACAGCCUUCGUGGGGGAGGAUAGGCUGAAAAAAAAGUGGGCUUGUAUUUAUCUACAAGGCUCCAUAUAGUCAUAUAUAGGCAUAUAAGUCUAUUUUCUUUCUUUUUUUUUACCCCUUUCUUCCUUCCUUUCUGUCAAGGUUUGCAUUAACUUUUCCAAGUAGUUCCUCUGGGGGCAUUGAAGAGCAUCCUUAUUCUGGGGAAACCAAGAAAACCCAUAUUCUUCUAACACAACCCAUAAAACCAGUUUUGCCUGCCUCCCAUGAGCAGCAGCAAACUCAGCCCUCUGUGGGACACGGUGUUGAUUUUUUUUUUCAUGAUUUCCCAUGUACACGUGUGUUCAUGUACCACCAAGCCAGGUCGGUGAGCACAGCCAAUAGUGUACCCACCAAGCUCCCCAGGAUGUCACAUUCACCUUUAGACCCUUGGGAAGUUACUGUCUCUGGACCCUACACCCAGAGAACUCAAUUGGUCCAAGUUCAACCCCCUGGUCCUGCCCAGCAUUUUCAUUUCAUCUUGACAAAGCCUGCAUUUGGAAAGCCUCCCUCAGCCUUCAUACUGGCAGAGCAGGAGAGAGACGGACAUGAGAGAUGGCAAAAGAGGGAAAUGGAGGUGAAAAGUGUAAAUACGGGGAAACCAUAAAAGUGAUUGCUCAGGCCAGCGUAGAUGGAGUGAAGGGCAGAGAGCUGGAGAGACAGAGGGCUGACGGCCCCGUCCUAGCUUUGGAGCAAAGCAAAAAGAAGAGGGGACAAAGCCAGGAGACUCUUCCCUGGGUCCCCAUCUGAUUAGCCCUCUGGGAUUUAAGAAGAAGGAGAGAGAUUUAAGGAGAAGAAAAGGAAACAGGUUGUAAGAGAGAAAUGAGUUUAACCCAGCCCUGUGAGCCAGAGAAGUUGAGGAACUUUCAGUGGGUUCUAGAUCGUAGGAGCUGGACAAGAACAAGGAUAAGCAGAGACCGACUGUGGUUUGGAAGGGAAAAGUCUACGAGCUCACCUGCCCGCCUUCACCCUGCAGCAAGGGACGGAGGCUAGAGAGGCUUUCAAGCCCUUGGUCCACCCUGGCCCAUUCCAGCUUCUUUCCUGGGGUGGGAGAUGGCAGAAAGGCGCAGGACAAGCAGUGAACGGAUGCUUUGGGGCAGCCAAGAUUCUGAACCAAGAAAGCUCCCACCCUCCGCUGACUCCCCCCGCCCCCGCAACAAACGGGCAGCUCUGAGGAUGGAGAACUCUGGCCAGGAGACGGGGCUUGGACACAGCAAAGGAGAGCUCUCUCGCUGUGAAUGCAGCUCACACCCCUCUUCCCCGACGACAUGACACUGUGGAGACUACUCCAGCAUCGAACUCGGGGACAGUGCAGAGGGGCAGCUAAGGAGCAGAAAUACUUUAGCUGGUGGCAAGCCUGCAGCUCUGGGAUUCGCUAGGGGAGUGUCCCCGGCUCCCUCAGAGUGGACGGUUGGCUGGGAUGGGAGAGGCAUCGAUCUUCAUUGGACAAAGGGCCUGAUGGGGAUGGCAGCUGUGAGGACUUCCUUGACCUACUAUGUGUCCAUGUGGCCCCUCCCUGUGCCACUGUCCCCAAACCCCCAACCCACACUUCAACGUCUUAGGCCAGUAUCGUCAGCCUUUCCCACUUCACCCUUCUCUCCGCCCAUUCUUUCUCUGGAUCUUGAGCAGUUGUCUGAACUGGGAUUGCCACGUGGAUACUGGGGUGCCAUUCCCCCUAAGAAAAGACUGAGCCAGGAAUUUGCAGACCCCACCCCACCACCUCCCGCCAAGGCCUGGAUCCGGUUCCUGGUUCCUGAAAGGGGGCCGUCUUUUCCUCCUGCUGUUUACUGGACUUUGAAGGGGCCUCGGCUCCUUCCAUGGGCUCUUUGCAGUCAGCCACAAGGUGGGGGGUUAGGGCCUGCUUUAACGCCACCCCUGUCUUCAGAUCUCCGGGGCUGACGCUGACAACCCCAAAUCUGUGAGUCUCUCUCUAGUGCUUGCAGAGGGGGCGGGGAGACUCUGGUCCGCUGGCCACUCCCUAGAGGAUGCUGGGCCUUCAGGCAGAGCCCAGGGUGGGGGUCCAGGGGAGGGAAUCAUUGAGGAAAGUGAGGCCUCCCUGGGCAGGGUGGUGAGCAGGCAGGUAUGGCGAGCUGCCAGAUGUGAAGUUCCAAGCAGGGACCUUCUUGACCCCAGGCUGCCUGUUGGCCACCGUCUGCUCACUCAGAGGCCUCAGGCUCCAGGUUUUCCGUGGCCUCAAAUCUAAACAUUGGCCCGCAGCGCCAACAGGAGGUCUCGUCCCAUCUCCCUUUGACUCAGGCCUCACUCUAGCAGAGGAGACCUGUCUCCACCACAACUGCCAGGUGACUGAGGGGGUCCGAGCCAGGACUGAGCCCCUGCCCCACCUCAACCCGGGGAAAGCCGGCGGCCUGGGACAGAAGAGACUUGGAAGUUUCUCAGACAGCCAGGCCUGGAGAGACAGGCCUGGAGACAUUCAGCCCCAACUCGGGGGACGACAGGAGGCCCUGCGUGGGCCCACCUCCUGUCCCCUCACCCAUUUUCCCAUCACCACCUCUGUGGUCUCCAUGGUAACCCAGUGGGGCCAGCCUCCCCAGGGGGAGCGGGCCUGGACCACCGCUCUCCCCUCAUGCGGCCACCAAGCCCCCCUCUCUAUGUGGGGCAGUACCCCACCUGCAUCCGCUCUGCCCCGCAGGGCUCCAGCUCAGAUGAGAAUUGCAGAGAGGAGUGGGCCAAGGAGAAGCAAUGCCCCGGUCUUGGAGAAGACACAGUUGGCUUCCAAGAUUGAGGAAGCUGUAUUUUGAGAGGUGGUUGUACUGGGCGUUGUACUGUCUUUGUUUUUUUUAAAACCACUAAAGUGCAAGACUUAUUUUGCACUUUUCUCUACUUUUUUUUUUCUCAUAGGUUUUUUGGUGUCUUUUUUUAAGCAUCCUUUCUUGGUUCCCUAAUGGAGUAUGUAGUUUAGCUAUUUCUACAGACUCUGGCCUCCUCUCUUUAACUUUUUCUGGAUGGAGGAAAGGGGAGGUGGGUCAGCCACUCUGCACCCAUUUACCCCACCUCUCUGGUCCCCGGCCACCAGCCUGAGUCCCGGACCGUCCACCACCACCAUCACCACCAUCACACAGUAGCCCACAAGGAUAGACAGUUGUCAGACAAGAUUCCUUCAGAUUCCGAGUUGCCUACCGGUUUGUUUGUUUGUUUUUAGACAGCAAUAAUCACAGCACAUAUUACUGUAGUUCUUUAUAGUUUGACAUACAUACAUACCAUAGUGUUAUUCUCUCCUCUUUUUUUGUUUUGACUUUCCUGUUUUUAAAUAAGUGCUCAUAAUCUUUACUGGUGAAAAGGAUGAAAAAUUAACCAGCAAACAAAACCUGUUUGUGGAAAAAAAAAAA